AUGAACGGAGUCAACGGCCACUAUGGCCAGCUAAAUCCUUGGCAGGAAUACAAGAGCCCCGAUGGGCGCGUGUAUUACCACCAUGCCAUCACGAAAGCGACGCAGUGGACCAAGCCGGAGGAGCUGAUGACGCCUGCUGAGCGCGCUCUCGCGAACCAACCUUGGAAAGAGUACACCGCCGAAGGUGGCCGCAAGUAUUGGUAUAAUACCGAAACGAAGCAAAGCUCCUGGGAGAUGCCCGAGGUAUACAGGACAGCAUUGGGUCAUGAAGCGACGCCCACCACGCCCGCUUCGGCUGCUGCACCUUUUACCUCUGGUGGCGCGUAUCCCGGUCCGGGCUAUGAUCACCACCGUGACCAUCGAGAGAGCCUACCAGAAUCGCGUCAACUGACACACGGAAGUGACCUCCGUGCCCAAGCCUUCGUCCCUGCGAACAACGAGCCUGAAUAUGCGACGCCCGAGGAGGCGGAGGCCGCUUUCACGAAGCUGCUGCGCCGCAGCGGCGUCCAGCCCGACUGGACUUGGGAGCAGACUAUGCGAGUUACGAUCAAGGAUCCCCAAUAUCGCGCCAUCAAGGACCCCAAGGAUAGGAAGGCUGCCUUUGAGAAGUAUUGCCAAGACAUGAUCAUCCAAGACAAGGAACGCGCAAAGGACAGGCUGACAAAGCUGCGUGCUGAUUUUGCUACUAUGCUCAAGAGUCACCCCGAGAUCAAGCAUUACACGCGUUGGAAGACGGCUCGCCCCAUUAUGGAGGGCGAGACCAUUUUCCGUUCCACCAGUGACGAGGAGGAGCGACGUCAGCUUUUCGAGGACUACGUGGCGGAACUCAAAAAAGUCCACGUUGAAAGCCAGGCCAGCCUCCGGAAGAGCGCUAUGGAUGGCCUCAUCGACCUCCUGCCAAAGCUGAAUCUCGAGCCCUAUACACGUUGGUCUGAAGCUCAAAACGUCCUUAAAGCAACCGCCCCUUUCCAGAAUGAUGAUAAAUACAAGGCCCUCACUAACUUUGAUAUUCUCACCGCUUUCCAAAAUCAUAUCAAGUCCUUGGAACGGAGUUUCAAUGAGACACGGCAGAACCAGAGAAAUAAGAAGCUUCGUGUCGAGCGGAAGCGCCGAGAUGCCUAUAUCGACUUGCUCCAGGAGCUCCGGAGGGCCGGCAAAAUCAAGGCAGGCGCGAGAUGGAGCCAGGUCUAUCCCUUGCUCGAGAAUGACGACCGAUUUAAAUCUAUUUGCGGCCAAGCCGGGUCGAGCCCCCUUGAUUUGUUCUGGGAUAUCGUCGAAGAAGAGGAGCGCGCCCUACGCACGACCAGGAACGACGUACUUGAUGUCAUGGACGAUAACCGAUUUGAGUUCACCCCCAAGACUACCUUUGAGGAGUUUUCUACUGCGUUGAAGAGUGAUCGACGCACUGCUAACAUUGACGGUGAUAUAUUAACGCUGAUCUUUGAACGGCUUCAGGAGAAGAAGUCAAAACGGUCCGAUGAGGACAGGCACUCCGAGCGCCAGCAGAGGAGAGCCAUCGACGACCUUCGUUCUUUCAUCAAGCAUAUGGAUCCACCUGUUGCUGCUGAGGAUACCUGGGAGAAAGUUCGACCCCGUCUUGCUCGUGCAGCGGAAUUCCAGGCCGUUAAAUCUGAGGACGCCCGUCGUGGCGCGUUUGAGAAAGUCUUGCGACGAGUACGUGACCGAGAGGAGGAAGAUAGAGAUCGUCAUAAACGUCGUGAUCGAUCUCCUGAUCGUGGUACGUAUCGAGAUAAAGACAGAGCAGACCGAUCUCACCGCAGUGAACGAGCCCGGCCCUCGCGCCAUAGUCGUAGCCCAGAACCGGAUGCAUACGAAGCCGAUCGCCGGAAGGCUAUUGCCGAGCGCGAGAAAAAUUACCGUAAGUCGAGUAUGGCUGAGAGUUUGCUGUCUGACCGUCGUCCGUCGGACACGUAUCGAGACCGCGACGUCCGCGAGCGGGAUCGUGAGCGGGAUCGUGAACGGGAUCGCGAGCGGGAUCGGGAUCGGGAUCGAGAUCGCGGGGAAAGGGAUUUUCCGCCUCGAUCUCGGCGUGAUGAAGCGCCGAGCCAUUAUGAGCGGGAGAGACGAGACCGCGAGGAGGAACGUGAACGGAUGUACCGACGUCGCGUUGAAAGGGCCCCAGUUGAGGAGCUGCCUUACGGUGACGAGCGCCCGACCUCGUCUCGCCGCCGCAGGGCGGACGACGACGACGAUCUAGAACGCCGUGACUCUAGAGACUCGAAGAGAUUGAGAAGAGAGAGAACACCGCGUGAGCGUUCCCCCCAUCGUGAGACUCGUCACAGAACUAGGACACCACCAGUAGUUCAACCACCUCCCAAGGAGGAUCCUGGUGUUCAUUCAGGAAGCGAAGAGGGUGAGAUCGAAGAAGACUAG
Durotheca rogersii is the source of this 2394-nucleotide messenger RNA. RefSeq lists its product as uncharacterized. NCBI's taxonomy places the organism in Eukaryota, Fungi, Ascomycota, Sordariomycetes, Xylariales, Xylariaceae. The transcript has 6 exons. Gene Ontology annotation, molecular function: protein binding; RNA binding. Gene Ontology annotation, biological process: mRNA cis splicing, via spliceosome. The coding region runs from base 1 to 2394 and encodes 797 amino acids. The record is from RefSeq and is a predicted model, not a curated record. Gene Ontology annotation, cellular component: U2-type prespliceosome; U1 snRNP.